Molecule: messenger RNA, 693 nt
Organism: Trypanosoma cruzi
Lineage: Eukaryota; Euglenozoa; Kinetoplastea; Trypanosomatida; Trypanosomatidae
Product: mucin TcMUCII, putative
Exons: 1
Coding region: 1-693 (230 amino acids)
Source: RefSeq, a predicted model, not a curated record
AUGAUGACGUGCCGUCUGCUGUGCGCCCUGUUGGUGCUUGCCCUGUGCUGCUGCCCGUCCGUGUGCGUGACAGCGACUGAUGAAGAUCCAAAUAACGACAACUCCGGUUUAUCGCCUGCUAAGCCACCUGCAGCAGGAGUUCUGGGGCAAGCAAAUACUUCCACGACGUCAAGUUCAACAGGUCCGGAAGUUACGUUACGGGAACCCGAAAAUCCGGAAGAUGAGGGAGAAGCAUCAGAAACGAGGAUUGUUACCGGAAGAGGUAUAAGUGGAGUGGCUAUUACGCCAGGGAACUCAGAUCCAACACGUUCGCCGUCUGAUACAGAACAGGGACAGGGUGGAUCCGGUGGGUCAGGGAGUUCAGGUACGGCGGCCGAUGCGGUACAUAAAAAUAGUGACGACGAUACGACAGACUCAACACGUGGCAAUAUUCCACCCACAGACCAAACAAAUACGAAUGCUGGCGAUCCGGCCGAGAAGACCACGGCGACCACUACCACUACAACGACAACCACGACAACCACUACAACACAGGCACCAACUACCACGACUACGGAGGCGCCAACUACAACGACCACCACUCGCGCACCGUCACUUCUUCGCGAAAGCGACGGCAGCCUCAGCGGCUCUGCGUGGGUGUGUGCCCCGCUGCUGCUUGCCGCAUCCGCGCUGGCGUACACCACUCUGGGCUGA